Messenger RNA from Spizellomyces punctatus DAOM BR117, 3084 nucleotides. RefSeq lists its product as uncharacterized. The record is from RefSeq and is a predicted model, not a curated record. Gene Ontology annotation, molecular function: metalloendopeptidase activity; zinc ion binding. Bases 406 to 2670 code for a protein of 754 amino acids. Lineage: Eukaryota; Fungi; Chytridiomycota; Chytridiomycetes; Spizellomycetales; Spizellomycetaceae. The transcript has 3 exons.
UCCAAACGAUGCUUCAAACGUGGUGGAUUUUGUCGAUUUUUCUUGCUUGGGGGGGAGGGGGGAGGUUCUUGUCGGAAACGGGAACAGCACCAACUUCUGUUUUCAUUUAUUACAACGGAUUGGUUUUGGUCCUAGGAGACGCUUGCGUGGAAAAAGUGUGUUGAGGAACCUUACAGCGUAGUCCCCGGCUUGCAUAUUUAUUCGUACCCAUUCCACAUUUUCCCCCAAUUAUUCCAAGAGCUUGAACAUUCUGUCGCUCGUCGUCCAGCCGUCGUUUUUGGUACUUAAGCUGGACUCUUUCAACGCUCCCAUUGUUUUGUUCAGCAGCCUCCCCCACAUAGACACACAGUCUUCUACCCAGAAAAGGUUCUCUCAUCGACACUUCCAAGCUCUUACCUUGGAAAGAUGGGUCGCAAGUGUUUUCUUGGAAGUGGUGCUUAUUUAGCACUGGGCCUCGCUACCACUGCGUUGGCGCAUCCCGUUGACCACUUUGUUCGGCGAGGAAAUGAAGUCGGUUACUAUCAGCCACCCGCCAGCGCCUGGAAACCUGAUGGCAAUGCUCCACCAAAGUUUGACGCCAAGCCGUUGGCACCGUCCGACUUUGCCGGUGCAGCAAGCAACUGGCUGUCCAACACGUUCAACUUGACAGGCGGUGCGAUGCAGAGCGGCUAUCAAGAUAGCCAUAAUGGCUUGUAUCACUACUACGCUGCCCAGCAAGUGGAUGGACUUACGAUUGUCAAUUCUAAUGCUGAUGUUCAUAUGGACUCGUUUGGAAAUCCAGUCAUGGCAUCCCAAGCCUGGGCUCCGGUGACCAAGCUGCAACGACGUGACCAAAUUCCUGGUCCAGAGAUUUCUGCAGCUCAAGCUGUUGAAGGCUAUGCAAAGGCGUUUGGCUUCCCCACUACUGCUAGUCAACUCACGGAGAAGAAGAAUGAGGAUGGUUCCUUUAGCAUCACCGGGGCUGCCUUUGCUGAUUCGGCCAUCAAGGCCGACCUUAAACUAUACCAGACUCAAACUUCCUUGGAGAAGGUCUGGAGCUUGAGUGUCCAGAGACCCGAUGCUUGGCACGUCGCUUACGUUUCCGUCAAGGAUGGCGCACUGAUUGGCAAAGCCAACUGGCAGACCGCCAACUUCUGGGACCCGCCGGCGCCCGCCGCCAAGGCUCCCACAGCUAGACGCUCAAUAUUUGACAAUGAGCCGGUCGACCAUACCACUUUCAUGGACGAUCUUGUCAAGCUCCGCCGACGCCAAACCGGUGGCAACGCUACAAUUCCCGACACAAAGUACCGUGCUCUUCCCUUCGGCUCCAAGAACGUACAAGAUACACCACCGGUCCUGAUCGCCAAUCCUUUCAACCCAGCCUCUUCUCCCCUCGGUUGGCACGAUGUGGGAGAUGGUGCAGGUUCCCUGCCCACUACCGUAGGCAACAACGUUGUUGCACAAGAGAACCGCAAAAACGCUAAAAACCCACUCAAUAACAAGCGUCCUAUCGCCCUCGACUUCAACUUUGAUUUCCCAGUGGAUCUCAGUAAAGAACCUACAACGUACACGGACGCAUCCGUCACGAACAUGUUCUUCCUUUCAAACUUCUUCCAUGACACCAUGUACAAGUACGGUUUUACCGAAGCUGCGGGCAAUUUCCAGGCCACCAACCUGGGUAAAGGGGGUAAAGAGAGGGAUCCCGUCGUGGCCAAUGCGCAAGAUGGAUCUGGUGUCAACAAUGCGAACUUUGCCACUCCUCCCGACGGACAGGUCGGUGUGAUGCGCAUGUUUAUUUUCGACACGUCAAGGCCCAGCCGGGACGGUACGCUUGACAACGAUGUCCCUAUCCACGAACUUACCCACGGAGUCUCAAUGCGUUUGACGGGCGGGCCUGCCAACUCCAACUGUCUUGAUACCUUAAUGGCCGGUGGGAUGGGAGAGGGAUGGUCUGACUUCCUUGGUGUCUCGUUCGGUAUGACCGCCAAGGACAAUCGUAAUACUGAUAAGCCCGUGGGACAAUAUGUCACAGGCAGCCCGAAGGGUGUCCGUGGUAUCCCUUACAGCACAAACCAGAAGACAAACUCUCUCACCUACGAGACAUUGAACGAUCCAAAAUUCGCGGCAGUUCACCAGGUCGGCACCGUUUGGAAUACCAUGUUGUUUGAGGCCUAUUGGAACAUGGUAGACGCAAAAGGCUUCACCGAGAAUUUCCAGGACGGCCCACAGAGUGGAAAGGGUAACGCACUCAUGAUCCAGUAUGUUGUUGAUGGCUUGAAACUUCAGCCCUGCAACCCGGACAUGAUCCAGGCUCGUGAUGCCAUUAUCGCUGCCGAGAAGGCGUUGACAAAGGGGGAUAACAUGUGCCUUCUCAUGACGGCUUUCGCUAAGCGUGGAUUGGGAGCGACAGCGACCAACCAGUUCCCUUUCAAGAACAGCUUCGACGUACCUCCCGAAUGCCAGAAUGGCGCAAACAAGGCUCCAGGUGCACCUCCGGGGCCGCUGACAGGAAUCACAGCAGCUGCCGCUGCGCCGCCGGCAGCACCCAGUGGACUUGCCCCCACUCCUGCUGCACCUGCGAGUUCUGUGGACGUCGAAGUAAUCCCUGACGCAGUGGUUGAUCCAACCACCAACCCCGAUGAUGUUCUCGCCAACGAGGCCAAUGCUGCCAACGAUGCCUCAAAUGCAUAAGGCUGCAUAAUACUGUUGCAGGAACUGGUACAACGUAUACAGUGCACAACUCUUUAGAACGUUUAUUUUUGGUCCGAGCUACUGGGAAUUGGGCAGCGUGCGCUGACAAGUGCAUGGUGCAUGGCUUUUUUUUCAUUGCAAAAUACUUUCUUUAUGACUUGUUUUUAUGAGGGUUAUGGUCUGUAAGUAAAAUGUUUGAAUAGAUGAGCAAACAAGUGCAGCGAGACGUUACACCUUUAGAAUUUAGAACACUUUUUACAAGUGGAAGAGAACGACACACAGUCGGAAGUCGUGGUAGUAGCUAUAAAAUAUCUAGAUAGAAUACCUUGGUAGACGUCGUGAAUAUGUCCCGUAGUACCAUUAAUGACUGAAGAGAAGUUACGUUGAUAUGAAAAAAAGAAGUGAGAAAAAUCG